Messenger RNA from Osmia lignaria (orchard mason bee), 1362 nucleotides. RefSeq names its product ras-related protein Rap-2a. The record is from RefSeq and is a predicted model, not a curated record. NCBI's taxonomy places the organism in Eukaryota, Metazoa, Arthropoda, Insecta, Hymenoptera, Megachilidae. Gene Ontology annotation, molecular function: GTP binding; GTPase activity.
AGUACCGGACAGAGCUAGCUCGUCCGCAACGCUGUGUUCGUCUAGCAGCAACUGCGAUCCACCAGCGCACGACCACGUUCACCUAAUUUCGACCUCGUCACUUACUAGUCAAUUGACCUAAUCAUCGAACCUUCAAUUUCCACUUGUCGCCAACUGACGAGGCCAGACGAGAUUUACACCGCAGCGUACCGUCCACCGUGUUACCGGCGGAUCAACCAAGGACCACUCGAACCUUUGCCGCGCUCACGGUUUACACCUGUUAACCGAGUCGAGCCGUCGCGCUCUUCUACUCGCUGCUUUCUGUACAGGAAUACUUCGGUACAAAUGAUGAAAGGUCGGCACCAGUUUCGUCGCCGUUUCAGUCUACAACCGUCAUCGCUGAAGGAGGGUCAGGAAGAUGGUACGACGAAGAACGUUAGAAAUGAAAGAUUGUCGGAAUCGGACAGCGGCGGCGGAAAACAAACGGAAAGUUCUAUAAGAUACAAAAUCGUGGUGAUGGGAGCAGCGAAGGUUGGGAAAUCGGCGAUUAUCAAUCAGUUUCUCUACAACACCUUCACUCCUAAAUACAAACGAACCGUGGAGGAGAUGCACCACGGCGAUUUCAACGUAUCCGGGAUACAUUUGACGCUAAACAUCUUGGAUACGUCGGGCUCGUACGAAUUCCCGGCUAUGAGAGACCUUUCGAUCAAAUGCGCGGAUGCUUUCAUCCUCGUCUACGACGUUCACGACACCAACACCUUUCUCGAGGUGAAGACUCUGAGAUCCGAAAUUCUCAGCAAGAAGGGUGCGGUGCCGAUUGUAAUCGUCGGUAAUAAGGUCGAUCUGAUCGAUUCCGAACAAGAGGUGGACAGCGAGAGCACCAGAGAACUAGUCACCACGAAAUGGAACAACGGAUUCGUAGAGGUGUCGGCAAAGGAGAACCUGAAUAUCACGCAGGUGUUCAAAGAGUUGUUAACCCAAGCGAAGAUGAAAUACAAUUUGAGCCCGGAACUACGACGACGUCGCCGGCAAUCGUUGCCACCACCGCAACAUUUAAAUUCCCGUAGCAGCAGCGCUCACGUUCCAUCGCCAGCUCAAUUGCAACAUUUGCAACAGAUUCGCGAGCGUUCCGAAUCCAAGAGGAAUUCCUGCAUUCUCUCGUAAACAGUAGCUGCUAUGUUUCAGCAGAUCCGAUAGAGACGGGGCGAAGCAAGCCGAAGAGAAUGGGGGAAACUAUACUACGACGAUUCUAUUAGCGAUUCCAUUCGCUCGGAUCGAUCGAUAUUCUCGUUUCGACGUCGCUGCCUCGCACGCUCGAUAGAAACCACGAUUAAACGGUCCUUCGAUGGUUUAAACGCCAUCGAGGAUACGUCGUGGGUGAUA